Molecule: messenger RNA, 3971 nt
Organism: Manis pentadactyla (Chinese pangolin)
Lineage: Eukaryota; Metazoa; Chordata; Mammalia; Pholidota; Manidae
Gene: HSPA13
Product: heat shock protein family A (Hsp70) member 13
Exons: 5
Coding region: 114-1529 (471 amino acids)
Biological process (GO): cellular response to unfolded protein; protein refolding; vesicle-mediated transport
Cellular component (GO): nucleus; cytosol; plasma membrane
Molecular function (GO): ATP hydrolysis activity; ATP-dependent protein folding chaperone; misfolded protein binding
Source: RefSeq, a predicted model, not a curated record
CCUCUUCAGAACAAGAGGGCUACAUUUCCCAGGGGGCGGCGGGGCUGCCGGCGGCGUGGGGGCGGUGCCUCACGUCUGGUACAGUCAUCCCAAGCCUCUUCGGCGGGACUGUGAUGGCCGGAGAGAUGACGAUCUUAGGAUCAGCUGUUUUGACUCUCCUGUUGGCUGGCUAUUUGGCACAACAGUAUUUACCAUUGCCUACUCCUAAAGUGAUAGGCAUUGACCUGGGCACCACCUACUGUUCUGUUGGGGUGUUUUUUCCUGGCACAGGAAAAGUAAAGGUCAUUCCAGAUGAAAAUGGGCAUAUCAGCAUACCCAGCAUGGUGUCCUUUACUGACAAUGACGUAUUUGUGGGGUAUGAAAGCUUAGAGCUGGCAGAUUCAAAUCCUCAGAACACAAUAUAUGAUGCCAAAAGAUUCAUAGGCAAGAUUUUUACCCCAGAAGAGCUGGAGGCUGAAAUUGGCAGAUACCCAUUUAAGGUUUUAAACAAAAAUGGGAUGGUUGAGUUUUCUGUGACAAGUAAUGAGACCAUCACCAUUUCCCCAGAAUAUGUUGGCUCUAGACUGUUGUUGAAGUUAAAGGAAAUGGCAGAGGAAUAUCUUGGAAUGCCAGUUGCCAAUGCUGUUAUUUCUGUACCAGCAGAAUUUGACCUAAAACAGAGAAAUUCAACAAUUGAAGCUGCUAACCUUGCAGGACUGAAGAUCUUGAGGGUAAUAAAUGAACCCACAGCCGCAGCCAUGGCCUAUGGCCUCCACAAGGCUGAUGUCUUUCAUGUUUUGGUGAUAGAUUUGGGUGGAGGAACUCUAGAUGUGUCAUUGCUGAAUAAACAAGGAGGAAUGUUUCUAACCCGAGCAAUGUCUGGAAAUAAUAAACUUGGAGGACAGGACUUCAAUCAGAGAUUGCUUCAGUAUUUAUAUAAACAGAUCAAUCAGACGUAUGGCUUCCUACCCUCCAGGAAAGAGGAAAUUCACAGAUUAAGACAAGCUGUGGAAAUGGUCAAAUUAAAUCUCACUCUUCAUCAGUCUGCUCAGAUGUCAGUAUUAUUAACGUUGGACAAAAAGGACAGGAAGGCACCUGAGAGUAAUGACACUGAACUGCCAAAUGACAGACUUUCCCCAGUGGAUGGCCACCAUGUGAACAGUGUGUUUGGAGCUGGCCUUUCUGAAAAGAAAAGUGGAGAAAGUCAGGUUUUAUUUGAAGCAGAAAUAUCACGGGAGCUCUUUGAUACCCUUAAUGAAGAUCUCUUCCAGAAAAUACUCAUACCCAUUCAGCAAGUGUUAAAAGAAGGCCACCUGGAGAAGACUGAGAUUGAUGAGGUGGUUUUGGUUGGGGGUUCUACUCGGAUUCCUCGAAUCCGCCAAGUCAUUCAAGAAUUCUUUGGAAAGGAUCCCAACAUAUCUGUAGACCCUGACCUGGCAGUGGUGACAGGAGUUGCUAUCCAAGCAGGGAUUGAUGGAGGCUCUUGGCCUCUCCAAGUCAGUGCUUUAGAAAUUCCCAAUAAGCAUUUGCAAAAGACCAACUUCAGCUGAAUGACGGAGGAAUGAUUAUUUGUGAUUGUCUGAUAGUCUCUUUAUCAGACCACCUCCUCCAAUAAAGUCUCUCAAAUGUCUCACAGAUUUACCAAGAAGGCAACAUUUAGAUACAUAAAAAUUUUAUAUAACAUUUUGUUUUAGGAUUAAAUGUGACCAGAUUGAUCCUGUCUGAUUUUGGAGAGAUGCUAUUCCAAUUAAUACUUAUAAAGGAAUUGAGGUAAAAUUCUCUUAUAGGAGCAUGGGUAGCUGUGGAUUCUGGAAGUAGGUAACCAUGUGUACUUAAAAUGAUAUUCUAUAAACAUUGCCUAGUACCAAUUACAAGAUUCCCAGUUCUUUCUAAAUUGUAUUAGCCGGAGCUGGUAACUUAUUUCUUUGGUUUUUACAUGUAACUAUUAAUUGAACUAUACUUGAAGGACAGUGUUGAUGUCAGGUACUUACAUUGGCUGGGAGAUAGCAGUAUUAUUAAUACAAGCUGCAUAUAUAACAUUUGGUAACUGCCAUGUUAUAACAAAUUUACUUUCAUAAACUUACUAUCCCAUUAUGUGUCCUAGUCAUAUAAUAUUCAUUCUCCAGGUUUUUAAAAAUAUGUUUUUUGGAUCAAAUAGCUACAGAUUUAUUCAAAUGUUUCAGUACCAGACUGUAGAAAUCACCAGUUUGUAAUCAUUUAUAUUCUAACUCCUUCAUUUGCUAUGUAUCAUUCUCUGCUUAGACUUACAUGAUUGUACCUGGUUAGAAAAUAAUAGAGAAUUAUUAGUUGCACUUUAAAAAAGUGUUUAUGUCACAGUAAAGCAAUCAUUACUGUCACUUCUUUGUUAUUCAAGACCUUUGCAGACCUAAACAGCAGUAAAUAGUUAGCUACAGUACUUAUGUUUUUGUUUCUUUAUUUUCAGUAAUCUCUGGAGAAUGUAGCUUACGUUUGAACCGUCAAAUGGUAUUUGAUUCAGUUUAUCUGUAUUAGUUUUAAAUGAGGAAAAUUUGCUCAAUUCUAAAAACCUUGCUAUUUUCUACUAUCAUUUUAAGAUAGUCACACUUGGCCUAUUUUCAGCCUUAAGGUUAGUGUGUGGUGAGAGAAGAAAAUUAGUUAAUACUGAAAGUAAUAUGGAAUUCUAAUGUGGAAGGCAAUGUGGAAAACUUUCCACAAACUGGCAAUUGUAGCACUUUUGUUUUGUGUCCUUUUAGAAAAGCUAUAGGAACCAAGAAAAAAAAACAUAGCAGUUCUUUCUGUAAUGCCCAUAUUAUUUGGAGAUAUAUAUAUAUAUAUAUAUAUAUAUAUAUAUUUUUUUUUUUUUUUUUUUCCUUAAUGGAGGCAUGUAACAUAUCAAUAUUCAAAAAUUAUACUCUGGUCAACAUUUUUGUUAAUAUAAGGUAUAUUUGCUUUAUUCAUUGUGGAAUUUGAAACAAUGUUGAAUAUCCAAUCAUUGAAUAAGAGAACUAAGCAAACAUGUCAGUGACAUCAAAACAUUCACCUCAUAAUAAAAGGCUGAAUGUUAAUAUUUUUUGCAGACCUUUUCUUAGCAAUGGAAUUGAUAUUAAAACACAAUUUGAAUCAAAUACCUUUGUGAACAGAAUAUUUGUAGUAGGUAGAUAGAGAAAUAUAAAAUGUUUGUUGACAUUUUUUAUUUUAGAACUAACAGAGAAAUGCCAAAGAUGAAUCCUCCACUGCAUUACGAAAAUAAAGCUCUUGGACUUUAUAUAAAUCCUUAAUAGGUUUCAGAAUUGAGAAGUCUUUUUCAGAAGGUCUUUAAAAAGUGUUCAGUUAAUCAAAAUCUCCUCAUAUAGUAUUAACUUUAACUAAAGCAUUUUAAGAUUUUUUUUUUUAGUUUGAAUUCCUCAAAUACAUGAGAAAGUUCAGGACAUUCUGUUGACCACUUUUUAAGAGGAAACAAUGUGCAAAACAGGGCAGUAAUCUCAUACACUAAAACGAAUUUAAAUAAUUUGAUGGUGUCUGAAAAAUAGAAUGGCAGUGUUGGAAUUUGGGGGCAAUAGUUCAGCAUACUCUCUAGUAUAGUUACACCUUUAAAAGAUAAUCUAAGGUCAGUCUUCAAUCAUUUUAGGGGGCUAUAUAUAGUCUUGAAAUCAAUGUAGUUUAUUUAUUUAAAAGAAAUGCAUCCUGAAAGGAAUUAUUUAUGCUUAGUAAUCUGAAGGCAUUUUUCAUAAACUUAAUACAUUCUGGUUGUACAUCUAGCUAGAGUUUUUGAAGUACAGAACUUUUAAAAUAUUAACUGUUGUAUUAUUAGUAUAUGUGAAUGAGUAAUUUAUUUUGUAUCAGGAAUGUUUUGGUACUGUGUUUUCACUUAAACCACUGACUUAUCAGCAGAUACUACUGUGUAUAACAUGUACUAAAGAUUGUAGUCAUUGUGUAUAACAGAUUGUGCCUCUUAAAUUUUUGUGUACACAUGUUGUUCACAUUUUAAUGUAAAUAAAUACCAGUUUGCAGUU